This is a messenger RNA of Alternaria alternata, 1966 nucleotides long. RefSeq lists its product as hypothetical. Gene Ontology annotation, molecular function: DNA binding; DNA-binding transcription factor activity, RNA polymerase II-specific; zinc ion binding. Gene Ontology annotation, biological process: regulation of DNA-templated transcription; DNA-templated transcription. The transcript has 4 exons. Lineage: Eukaryota; Fungi; Ascomycota; Dothideomycetes; Pleosporales; Pleosporaceae. Bases 141 to 1847 code for a protein of 568 amino acids. The record is from RefSeq and is a predicted model, not a curated record.
AAUGCGUUAUGUCCGUUUGUGGCUAGCACUCGAGCUUUACCGAGGCUAAGACCAAUCUUGAUUUCUCCACGGAGAUUUACCACGCGACUCUGCACCCCAUAGGUCGUGCAUCUCAUCGCUUGCGAGCGGCAACAUACCCUAUGUCAACACUUCACGAGUCUUCCGACAACUUACGGGGCGAUUCAACCUCUGAUGCUGUGAACACCAGGCCCUCGGCGCCAGUCGCGAAAAGAGCUUGCGACGCGUGCAAGCGUCGCAAAGUCAGAUGUGAUGCAUUGUCAACACCAUGCGCAAAUUGCCGCAUAUCACGCCUCGAGUGCGUUUAUAACAUAGCACCCCAGAAGAGGGGACCAAAGCGCAAGCGGAACGUUACUACACAGCCAACUUUCAGGGUUUCAGAUGGCGAAUCCAUGCGACAAGCCGGUGCGACAGUCCAUCAAAGCGAUGCGCGUCUGAGCAACACAACUUUCAGAUCGUAUGAUCUGCAGGUGUCACUUACAGGUGCUCCUUCGUCAGCGGCGAGAAACUUACAACCCUCGUCCCAAAUACACCAACAACCCGACCUUGCGCUGCACGGCAUCGCAGACCAAUGUAUCACAUUGUACAUGAACUACCUCUUUCCUAUAUCGCCCACCAUCCAUGAACCAUCAAUCCGUGCCAUGGUACCCUUAUUGCAAGGUAAUGGUGGUGAGGAUAUGGCAGUGUUACGUAGUCGCACACUUUUAACAGCAUUGUGCGCUGUUACUGCUCUCACAUUGCCUGUCUCGGUUUUCCCAAUGCGAGAACAAAUCGGACGUCAGUUUCUUACUGCAUCGCGAGAGACGCUGAAGUCGCACGAAGAUUACGAUAUCGAGCAUCUAGACUAUAUCUCUCUAGUCACGAGGUCCUAUCUUUGGACCGCCUUACAUGCCGUUGGCAAAACGCGCGUCUCUUGGCAUGUACUUGGAGAGGCUAUACGUUUCGCGCAAGAAAUGCGGCUUUACGAUGAGACCUCCUAUCAGAAUCUUGAUCCACUUGAGGAACGUCUCCUCAGAAGCAUAUUCUGGCAGAUCCAUACUGCUGACAGGUCUGCGGCGAUCUUGAACGGGCGUCCAAUCUCGCUGCACCGCGCGUGCCUAGGAGCUAAAGUCACCACGAUGUACUGGCGUGGAUCUUUGCCUGAUGUACCUUUACUGGAUUAUUCGAGCACCCCGAGCGCUCUCGACAUAGAGAGCGUGGUCAGACAGGGAUAUGACCUCUGUCAAGACCUGUGGACAAAAGCGUCAAGCAUCAUCAUAAAAUUCGACUCCUUGGAAAUCUGGAACGAAGGUGUCGAGGAUCGAUCUGCCUUAGUUGGCCCGUCUCAUGAAGUCGUCAUCACUGACUAUCUUGACUUUAUUGCCAUGAUUGAUCAUUGCCGAUUUGACAUCAAGGUACCUGAGACAGUAGAUCCUGAUUCGCCGACAUCGACACGGAUUCAACGAGCCUUUGAUAUCCAAAGAACGAACCUGUGUGUGACUUACUAUUGUUUAAAGAUGGUUCUUCUCCAGAGGUUCUAUGAAACAGGAAUAUCCGAACAUCUUGGCGUUAGCGGAACGUCAUACUCGCUUGCAUUGAGGAGGCUCGACAUCGCUAGUGACAUGGUCAGGGUACUAUCAGAGGUCUCUAUCGAGUCUCUCCAAGUGAACGGGGAGCCGUGUGUAGAGAAGAUUCGAAGAAUAGGAGUGACUCUCCUUGAACUCAUCCAGCAAAGUCACAACCUAGCACUUACCGAACGUGCUAAAUCAUUGUUCUUCACCCUCUUAGAUGUCCUUUCGAGACUGGAUUCUCGCGUCUCCGAAGAGCUCGAUUUCAACCGUGGAUUCUGAGCAGGAUGCAUCGCGAUGGCUGUGAUCUUUAUCGUUGGAGAUGAAGAGAUUGUGAUUGAGUAUCAUGUUCGAACCACAAACGAGUGGACGAAAUGACAAGGAUGGAGCGCUUUGCCACU